UUUGAAAGACCUUCUGAGAGAAGUUCGUAUUUAAACGGAAACAUUCUGUUGCCUCUUAUCAGAAACUAUGAUGAUGUGGUUAUUGUUGCCACUUUGGCUCCUAUCUUCAGCGGUUCACUGCGGCGGGCAAAACGAACUGAGACAUGGUGUUGUGUAUUUAAUUGGUACAUUAAACGAACCACAUACAAAAGAUGCCCGGAAAAGGGAUGUUAAUCUCUUCAAACCAAUAGCAGAAAAUGACGCACUCGAUGACGGCGUCUAUUUCAGGACAGAAAAUGGGGAGCCAAUAAAGAAUACUGAGGACCUUAUAAGCCGUAGAGUGAGGAGAUACGUGAAAAAAGAAAAUUUCGGAGGGGGAGGAGGAGGAGGAGGUGGAGGUUUUGGAGGUGGAUUUGGCGGAGGAUUUGGUGGAGGAGGAGGUUUUGGAGGUGGAUUUGGCGGUGGAAGAGGAGGAGGAGCUUUCGGUGGAAGUGGUGGCUACGGAGGAGGAGGUCCGGGGAAAGGGGGCUAUGGAGGUGGGAAUGACGGAGGUUUCGGAGGAGAUGGAUUGGGAGGAGGAUUCGGUAGCGGCGGAGGAUUAGGAGGUGGCAUUGCAUCAGGUUCCCAUGUUGGUGGAGGACAUCAUGGUGGAAACACUGGCUUGACUGGGGACGGGUUUGGAGCAGGAAACUCAGGUGGCGGAGGAAAACUUGUAACUGGUGGACAAGGAGGCUCAGGAGGUGGAGGUGGUGGUUUCGGUGGUUUCGGCGGAAUUGGAUCAGGAGGAGGGAGUCAAGGCAAAGGAUAUGGGGGCGGAAAGGAUGGUGGUUUCGGAGGAAGUGGAUUAGGAGGAACAGGAGGUUUAGGCGGAGGGGGAGGUUUAGGCGGCGGGGGAGGUUUAGGCGGUGGCGGUGGAUUGGGUGGUUUCGGUGGAACUGGGUAUGAAGGAGCUGGAAUAGGGGGUGGAAAUAAAGGUAAAGGAUCUGGAUCGGGCUUUAACGGUGGAUCAGGAAACAAUAACGGUUAUGGUGGAGGAAUCGCUGGAUAUGAGGAAGGAGGCAGUGGUACUUCGGGUUUUGGCGGCGGACUGGGUGGACACACAACAGGAGGUUCGAAUGGAGGUAAUAAGGGUAUCGGAUGUAGUGGAGGAUGUGGAGGAGGAGGAAAAGGCGGAGUUUACGCACACAGUUCAUCAUCUGCCUCUGCCGGCUCAUAUGGAGGAAGUUAUGGACGCUGAAUGGAAAGCUCUCAAGUAAUGUACUUGGAAUGAUAUUAUUUUAAUUUUGAGUUGUGCGAAAGACGGUUUGAAAUAAAGAAACAUGAAAGAAA
Coccinella septempunctata (seven-spotted ladybird) is the source of this 1308-nucleotide messenger RNA. Its product is annotated as glycine-rich cell wall structural protein-like. The transcript has 4 exons. NCBI's taxonomy places the organism in Eukaryota, Metazoa, Arthropoda, Insecta, Coleoptera, Coccinellidae. The record is from RefSeq and is a predicted model, not a curated record. The coding region runs from base 68 to 1216 and encodes 382 amino acids.